Closterium sp. NIES-65 is the source of this 1071-nucleotide messenger RNA. The record is from the annotation of a GenBank genome assembly. NCBI's taxonomy places the organism in Eukaryota, Viridiplantae, Streptophyta, Zygnematophyceae, Desmidiales, Closteriaceae.
AUGUGCAUACCCCGUGCCAGAUGGCUGACCCUAAUCCCCAGUUUCAGAUUGCUCAUGGCGCUCUCGUUUCUCGCAGAAGCCUGCGUGAAGGUGAGAGCCGUGCAGCCACGCGUGGCGAUCUGUCUCAUUGGCGGGGCCCGUCACUUUGAGCUCACAGCGUCAUCUCUCAAGAGGCACGUCCUAUCAGCGUACCCGGGCUCGCACGCGUUCAUCAUCGCGUCUCUGGAUGGGGAUGCCAAGAAGCUCGCGCUGCUGGCGGCCCAUCCCGCUGUGGUGUCUGUGUUCGUGAGGCAGCAAGUGCGGAUCAAUGAGAGUCGCUUCCCCACGCACGUCCUGGCCGUGCCCAGUGUCCAGGGCCAGCUGCAUCAGUUUCUCAAAGUGGAGCAAUGCGUUGCAGCCAUUACUUCAUUCGAGCACUAUCAUCAGUUCAAGUACACAUGGGUUCUUUGGACAAGACUUGACACGUACUGGACCGCUCCUCCUCCACCAUUGGAUUCGCUUGAUCCCACGGCCUAUGUUGUGCCACGUGGCAGUCCGUGGGGUGGUCUCAACGACCGCUUCGGCAUGGCGCGGCGGGACAUAGCAUUGGGUGCUUUGAAACGCCUGUCGUCCCUCCACCAGCUAGCACAGGCCAACCUAUCCCAGCUAAAUGGGGAGAAAGCCCUUCAGCACCAGUUGCGGCUGCAAGGCAUAGCAGCCACGCCCUCUCCCCUGCCCUUCUGUGUGCUGUCCUUUCGCCGGAAGCUCUUCAACGGCUAUGUCUUUGCUCCUCUUCGUUCCGAGAGUGCUGCUGAUGGGAUCUCGUGUCGGCCCUGCCAUCCCAUGCCCGUGGAGGAGAGGUGCAACCCAUGGCGAGGGUACGAGCCAGGCUGGCAGCAUAUCUUCCUUGAAGGUGCAGCAGCGGAGGAGAAAAGCACCCUGGACUAUGCAUCGCGGUUGAGCGGGGAGUUAGUAUGUGAAGAGGAAUGGGAGCGAUGGCGAAAGAAGGCUCACGUAUGGGAUUGCGCUACUGCUCAUGAUAUUUGUGGGGCUGUGUCAGAAUGUACCAAGAGAAUAUGCAAGAUGCUGUAG